Molecule: messenger RNA, 1249 nt
Organism: Vitis riparia (riverbank grape)
Lineage: Eukaryota; Viridiplantae; Streptophyta; Magnoliopsida; Vitales; Vitaceae
Product: benzoate carboxyl methyltransferase-like
Biological process (GO): methylation
Molecular function (GO): S-adenosylmethionine-dependent methyltransferase activity
Source: RefSeq, a predicted model, not a curated record
AUGGUAGCCAUAAACUUUCUUCACAUGAAUGCAGGAAAUGGAGAAAUUAGCUAUGCUAAUAACUCACUCGCCCAAAAAAAAAUUAUAUUGAAGGCAAGGGCAUUUCUUGAGGAGGCCAUCAGAGAUAGGUUCGUCUCAGCAGGCUUUCCCAGCUGUGUUAAACUAGCAGAAUUGGGUUGCUCUUCAGGAACAAACGCCCUUUUGGCCAUCUCCGAAAUUAUUGACACCAUUCAUGAAAUGUCACAAAGGAUUAAUUGUGAGUCUCCUGAGUUCCAAGUGUUCCUCAAUGAUCUUCCAGAAACUGACUUUAACAACAUUUUCAAAUCGUUGCCUGCUUUCUAUGAGGGGCUGAUGAAAGAAAAGGGAGGCAAACUGGGGAAUUGCUUUGUGACAGGAAUGCCAGGUUCUUUCUACGGGAGGAUCUUUCCCACAAGGAGCCUAGAUUUUGUCCAUUCUUCUGCAAGUGUUCAUUGGUUGUCUCAGGUUCCUGCUGGACUAAAAAAUAACAAAGGACACAUAUAUAUAAUGGCAAACACAUGUCGUCCCGAUGUUCUUAAAGCCUACACGAAACAGUUUCAGAGGGACUUCACAAUGUUUCUAGGGUUGCGGUCUGAGGAAAUUAAACCUGGAGGGCGUAUGGUUAUUACUAUAACAGGAAGGAGCAUUGAAGAUCCCUCUAGCAAAGAUUGUUGUGACCUUUGGGAGCUGUUAGCAAAAUCACUCCUCGACAUGUUGGCUGAUGGACUUGUUGAGGAGGCGGAUGUGGACUCGUUCAACCUUCCUAUGUACAAUCCCUUUGAGGGUGAAGUGAAGGCUUUAAUUGAAGAGGAGGGGUCUUUCAAUCUUGAUAAGCUAGAAACUUUCGAAGCCAGUUGGGACCCCUACGAUGACAGUGACAAGACUAGGAGCGGACAAAAUGUAGCAAAUUGUAUAAGGAGUGCUACAGAGCCCAUGUUGGCUACUCAUUUUGAAGAUGCCAUAAUCCCUGAUCUAUUUGCAAGGUAUGCAAACCGCGUCGCUGAGCAUCUCUCAAUGGAAAAGGGGCAUCACUUCCUCGUAGUGUUUUCUUUGACAAAGAAGUAAAUGCUGCAAUAAUAUUCUAGAGUGGAGCAGUUGGUGUUUGGACCAGCUAUUUAAUAAGGAUACACGUACGCACUACGUACUGUAAGGAAUAAAAUAAGUUUGUGAAAAUAACUCUGUUUCACCCUCUUAUAUUUUAAUGUCAUAUUUAGAUUACUUGUGUUGAUUA